AUAUAGCUCGCAAAAGUGUAUCUAACAUGUCUUGUAAACCUCUGUAACCGAUUGUAGAGAGUGAUUUUAAAUUUCCCGCCGUCUCAGUAAUUCCAUUUAGUGCAGUGGCCUUACUCUAUACAAACUACAAACGAUUUUUUGAGUACACGCUUUUAUAGGUUCACCGAUCCAUUUUAAAAACCGGAGCUUCGAACAUGUUGGCUUUAUGUUUAACUAUUCUUACGAUAGGUUUCUGUACUCUCGUGCACCGAUAUUUGCAUUGGAGUAGAAGAGGUAUUAAGCAAUACCCAUUUUGGAAAAUUUGGCUAAACAACAUUCGCGACUUUAUUACACAACCACCAUUGACUGACGCCAUGGUGCGAGCUCGUGAAGAUUUUAAAAAUGCACGAUAUAUUGGAACUUACCAAAAUUUCAAACCGAGACUGUGUAUAGAAGAUCCAGAACUGAUAAAACACGUGUUCGUCAAAGACUUUGAUUACUUCGUCGAUCAUAAUGUUUUUUUACCAUAUGACGGCGACACGGUUUGGGAGAAGAGUUUAUUUAAUUUAAAAGGUGACGAUUGGAAACAGUUACGUGGGUUUGUAAGUCCCACGUUUACCAGCAGCAAAAUUAAGCUAAUGUUCCACACAAUUUUGGAGUGUUCAGCACAAGUGGUCGCGUCUUUGAAAAAAAGCGGAAAAGAGAUUGUCGAGUUUGAUGUGAAGGAACUUUUUGGACGAUUAACCACCGACGUCUUCUUCGGCACGCAUUUUGGAAUUCUUUGCAAUUCUGUAGAAGAACAAACUAAUGAAUUUUACACGAUUGGCCAGAAAGCCACCAAUUUUCUCGGAUUUUGGUUAAAAGUCCGAUUCAUUGUGAUUCAGGUGUUUCCAAUAGUAGCGAGGGUGUUCGGUCUACGAAUAUUUGAUCAAAACGUAACCAACUUCUUCCGGUUACUAGUUAAAAACAACAUCAAAUCCAGAAAAUCGCAACAAAUCGCUCGUCCAGACCUGAUAGGCAUAAUCAUGAAAUCGGAAAAUAACCCGGAUAACAUCGAGUUGACCGACGAGAUACUAACAGCGCUUGUAGCCACAUUUUUCGGUGCCGGAUUCGAUACCGUCUCCUCGGCAUUAAUGUACACAUUUUAUGAACUUUCCUGCAACAGCGUUGUUCAACAAAAAUUGCUCGAUGAAAUCGAUGCCAAUAAAGACAACUUCACGUACCAAACGGUGAUGGAAAUGCAGUAUUUAAAUAUGGUCGUGUCUGAAACUCUGCGAAAAUGGCCCGUUGGAUUCUUCCUGGAGAGGCAGUGCGUCAAGCCGUACAGAAUUCCGGCAUUAAAAGACGACGAAGUUGAGGUUCAACUAAAGGUGGGGGACGGAAUUUGGGUACCUCUGUACGCUCUACACAGAGAUCCGGAAUUGUUUAGCGAUCCUGACCGUUUUGAUCCCGAAAGGUUUAACCCCGAAAAUAAAAAGAACAUCAAUCAAUAUGCUUAUAUGCCUUUUGGAAAUGGGCCACGAGGUUGUAUUGGUAGCAGAUACGCACUAUUGGUACUUAAGGUUGCCAUCUUCCAAAUUUUGCAAAGCUUUUCUGUUAGGCCGAGUAAAAACAUGCUACCACUUCAAAUUGCGCGUUCGUAUUUGCAAUUACUUCCAAAGGAUAAGAUGCUACUCGACUUUCGUAGACGAAAUUAAGUUAAUUUAUAAUCUGUAAUAAGAAGUAAUAUAAUCGAUAUAGAUUUCAAUUUUCAGUCAUUUCUUCGUCAAUGGAUCAAUUCUGAAGGGAUCGCCUUUUAUAACUCACUUCGUAAAUUGCAGAAAAUGAUGCAAAUACACGACUUAGACGAAAACAUAUUUUUUAACUUGGCAAACAUGAUGGAGUGGGGGUAAUUUACUACUUGAAGGAACAUCAAACAAAGUGGAUGUCAUUUAUAUUUAUUUUAAGUUCCAAAUAACAGUGGUUUAAUUCCUUAAUUUACUUAGAUAACUUGUUUCAAUAAAACUGAAGGAAAAAAUAACAAUUUCCAAGCAACGGAGUCACUAGGCCCGGAUUUUACGUUUAUGCAAAUAUAUGUAUAGCCUGGUCGAGGAGAGUUACUGGCGUUUUAAAAAGCUAGUUGGCUCUUUCCACGUACGCAGCUUUUUCCCCUACCCCCCACGACCGUUCUCGCCUUCCUGCUUGUCUGUCCCCAUGGAGCCAGAGGAGGGAUCCUCCAAACGCCAUACGGCACAGCUUGCGCCCGACGCUCCCACCGAAGAGAGGUCGUUAUCCGACCCAGCGUCUCUGAGUUUUCGUUCGACGCCAAGACCUUGAACCUGAAGAAUUUUAUCUUGGGCUUUAAGACCGGCCACAAACAGAAUCAAAGACGCCUUUAGUCGUUUCUGCCUGUUUGUCUAAUACUAACACUGAUCCCGUGUGCGGGGGUUUUAGUCACUGGGCGUCGUGACUCCCCGCAGAGAUCAUUGUCCUCUGGCUUCGCUCCAUCUGUCACCAGAUUGUUGUAUUAUGGUGAUCUUGUAGAUCGCAUGUUAGUUUUGGACCCUAACCAACAAUUCGUCGACACCCACAAAGUUUGUGGCAUCAUCACAGUCAACGGUCGUUCUGAUGACCUGAUGACAAAUUCGCCUACUACAACUAACUUUAGCAAAUCAAAUGGCAGAGAACCACUGACUAAAAACGUCUUUUCAUGGAGCUGCGCCAGUCAAGGGAAAAUCGGCUUUAGACGUGUGUUCGUCUAGGUCAGGGGUCGGCAAUCUAUUGAAACAGAAGAGCCAAAAAUUACAAAUUAUAACAUUUCCCAGUUUUGAAAGAGCCACAAAAAAAUUUUGAUUUAAUAUUAUAGUAUUUGGCUAUAUACAGGGUCCUGCAACAAUGCGUCGGUUUUUC
Messenger RNA from Photinus pyralis (common eastern firefly), 2868 nucleotides. RefSeq names its product cytochrome P450 9e2-like. The coding region runs from base 195 to 1676 and encodes 493 amino acids. Lineage: Eukaryota; Metazoa; Arthropoda; Insecta; Coleoptera; Lampyridae. The transcript has 7 exons. The record is from RefSeq and is a predicted model, not a curated record. Gene Ontology annotation, molecular function: heme binding; oxidoreductase activity, acting on paired donors, with incorporation or reduction of molecular oxygen; monooxygenase activity.